This is a messenger RNA of Cooperia oncophora, 897 nucleotides long. The record is from the annotation of a GenBank genome assembly. Lineage: Eukaryota; Metazoa; Nematoda; Chromadorea; Rhabditida; Trichostrongylidae.
AUGAAAUUAGCAGCGAUGAGUUCAGCAGCAGCAGUUUCUCGUCAGUUUGCUGUGAUGAUCACAGCACGACAGGCCGCCCUUUCGUCUAUUGGGCUUUCUCUGAUAUGCGUCGUUGUGACCGUACUCUACAUGCCGCUGUUCAUUUCUAAAGUACAGCGUGUGCAGGACCAUCUGUCGAAAAAUAUGGAGGAUUUCAAUUUAAUGGAGAGAUCUGGAGAAAUCUCCAUGAAGCCAAAAGGGGGACUGCCCAUUCGAACCAUCUCUAAACGUCAAGUGGAAAUAUGUGAGUGCGAAGCGACAAAUCCCUGCCCACCAGGUGAAAAAGGACGUCCUGGUUUCGACGGAAUGGAUGGCACACCCGGUGAGCCAGGUCUGCCUGGAGAACCAGGCCUGCCUGGAAUCGUCCCGCCUGUUGAGAAGAGUACGAGCGGCUGCCGCUCAUGCCCACCGGGACCGAAGGGACCACCAGGCUACCCCGGCCAGCCUGGCCCACAAGGACUACCUGGUCUGGAAGGAGCACCAGGAAUGGAUGGGAGACCUGGUGGCGAAGGUCCUCGUGGUCCGCAUGGACCAAUGGGUCCGAUGGGUGGACCCGGCAAAGAUGGCGAAACUGGCCCUCCAGGACAACAAGGCAUACGUGGAGAGAAGGGACCUACCGGACCUCCCGGCGAAAACGGUAUGGUUGGUCCUCCAGGUAUUACCGGACAUCCUGGACCACCAGGGGAGCCUGGAGCUAUGGGUAAGCCUGGAGAGCAGGGACCAGACGGAGAGCACGGAAUGCCCGGAUACUUCGGAGCAGUCGGGAAGCCUGGUGAACCGGGCGCGCCUGGAGAAGAUGCUAGCUACUGUCAUUGUCCAGCUCGGCGCAAAGCUGGCGGUCUACCGCGAUUCAUAUGA